AUGUUUAGUGUACACGUGGCAGCUGCCACACGAAACACCAAUAUCAUUUUUGUCUUUAAAAAAAUAAUAAUAUAUAUAUAUAUAUAUAAUAUAUUCCACCUUUUCCAGUAUUGACCUCUCUUAAUAUUAUUAUUAUCAUUAUCUUUUAUUAAUAUUAUUAUUAGUAGUAUCGUUAUCAUUUUCAUUAAUCCAUCAAUAACAUUCAAGGGCAGCCAAUGACCCAUCCGAUCAAAAACGCUUUGUGGGGGAGUCUCUACUGCAGGUAUUACGGCUGCAAGCUGCAAACAGCAUGGCGGCCUCCGUAACGAGCGGCUGUGUCACAUAAGAGCUCUUUGACAAUGUGCCGAAGAUCUUGAACUCAAAUACAACGUUCUUCUCCCAACAACCUGGAAAUCGAACUGAAGACCCCAUUCGUCACCUGCCACAGAAACAGUACGUGUAUUCAAUGCUUGAAAGGUGUGCAUCUCACAUGUUGUCUAAGAAGCCCCCCCUCCUGCAGAGUUUCCUGUCCCUGGUUUCCAGACGGGUCAGUCACCUUGCCCAACAGCAGUAUGAUGUCAUCGUGGUGGGUGGGGGUCACGCAGGGACUGAGGCGGCGGCGGCAGCAGCCAGAGUGGGAGCUGAGACCCUCCUGGUCACACAGAAAAUAAACACCGUCGGUGCUCUGUCCUGUAACCCAUCUCUGGGAGGAGUAGGGAAGGGCCAUCUUGUGAAGGAGGUAGACGCUCUAGAUGGGCUGUGCGGUCGAGCAGGGGACUGGGCUGGGAUCCAUUUCUCCAUCCUUAAUCGCAGCAAAGGCCCUGCUGUGUGGGGCCCAAGGGCCCAGCUGGACCGCCAGCGCUACCGCGAAUUCAUCCAGUCCGAGCUGCUGUCCACGCCCGGGCUGACGGUGUUGGAGGGCUCGGUGGAGGAGCUGCUGGUAACAGAACCAAACCCAGAGGAGCCCGGACGCCACAGAGUCACAGGGAUACGUUUGGCAAAUGGAAGCCACCCGAUCUCGGCCAGCUCAGUGGUUCUUACCACUGGUACUUUCUUGUCUGGCUCACUCUUCAUGGGCCAAACCACGUCCCCCGGGGGUCGAAUUGGAGAUGCUCCAUCGAGUGCUGGGCUGUCCCAUACACUGAGAGAGAGGCUGGGGCUGAGGAUAGGCAGACUGAGGACUGGUACCCCUCCCAGGAUUGUGAAGGAUUCAGUAGACCUUAGCCUGGCGGACCUUCAUCCCCCUGACAGUCAUCCAACUCCGUUCAGCUUCCUUAAUACACGCACACGCUGCAAGCCCGAAGAACAGCUGCCCUGCUACCUGACCCGUACUAAUGCUGGUGUGGAGAGAGUGGUGAGAGAGAGUCUUCAUCUCAACCAUCACAUACAAGAAGACAUCAAGGGUCCAAGAUACUGCCCGUCCAUCGAGUCGCGAGUGCUUCGCUUUCCUGGCCGGAGGCACCAGGUGUGGCUGGAGCCUGAGGGGGUGACCUCUGACCUUUUGUACCCACAGGGGCUAUCCAUGACCAUGCCCCCAGACAUACAGCUCCGCCUCAUCAGAGAGAUCCCCGCCAUGCACAGAGCUGAAAUCCACACACCCGGUUAUGGCGUGCAGUACGACUUUGUUUGUCCCACUCAGCUGAGCCCUGCCCUGCAGGUGAAAAGCACGCAAGGUCUCUUUCUGGCUGGUCAGAUCAAUGGAACAACAGGGUAUGAGGAAGCUGCCGCACAGGGGCUGUGGGCGGGGGUGAAUGCUGCCCGCUGGGCCCGCGCCAUGCCUCCAGUGGCUUUGUCUCGAACAGAGAGUUAUAUUGGCGUUCUAAUUGAUGAUCUGGUGAGUCGAGGCGUCACGGAGCCGUACCGCAUGUUCACAAGCCGGGCUGAGUUUCGAACCUAUCUGAGGCCGGACAACGCUGACCUCCGCCUCACUCUGAAAGGGUUUGAGGAGGUGGGAUGUGUGUCCUCCUUGCGCUACCAGGAGGCGGUGAGAGUGAGGGACAGUCUGCAGGAUGCGCUCGCCGCCCUUCAGGCUCUCGCUCAGUCCUCCUCCAAAUGGCGAAAAAAGCUGCCCGACAUCCGCAUGAGUGAGAACAAGUGCACAAUACUGAGCGGUGUGGAACUCUUGCAGCACAACGUGUCCUUUGAAAUGCUGGCAUCCGCCUUCCCAGAGUGCCUUUCACCUUACAUAGAAUUCUCACAGAGGCUCAACAUAGAGGCUGUGUACAACCUGCACUGUGACAAGCAGAAGAAAGAGAUGGAGAGAAUUCAGAAAGAGGAGAACAUGUCACUCCCACAGGACAUUGACUACUUCUCUCUGCCGGUGUCACUGUCUCAGGAAGUCAGAGAGAUUCUGGACAGAGUUCGCCCCAGCACUCUGGGUUCUGCAGCGCGCCUGCAAGGUAUAACUCCUGCUGCAGUGGUCAAUCUGCUCGGCUACGUGGUCCACACGGGACAAAGGGAAAGAAUAAGGCACAGAAAUCAACCGGACCAAAAGGAGGAGAAAGAAGAGGAGCACAGUGCAAGAAAUGCAUCUUUACCUCAGUGAAACAAAGACUCAAAAACUGUCUUGUAAAAAAAAUAUUUAUUCCUGAAAAUGUACACAACACAUAUAUUAAGGUAUUUUGGGAUGAUGCAGUAUGGACUACUUUCAGAUUUUACUUAAUAAUGAUGGCUCUUUAAUUAAUUAAUUUGUAAAAAAAAAUAAAAAUAAAAUAAAACCUGAAUAAAUGCAUUUACCUUCAAAA
Scophthalmus maximus (turbot) is the source of this 2723-nucleotide messenger RNA. RefSeq names its product mitochondrial tRNA translation optimization 1 (gene mto1). Gene Ontology annotation, cellular component: cytosol. NCBI's taxonomy places the organism in Eukaryota, Metazoa, Chordata, Actinopteri, Pleuronectiformes, Scophthalmidae. Gene Ontology annotation, molecular function: flavin adenine dinucleotide binding. Gene Ontology annotation, biological process: tRNA wobble uridine modification; tRNA methylation. The coding region runs from base 446 to 2524 and encodes 692 amino acids. The transcript is spliced from 13 exons. The record is from RefSeq and is a predicted model, not a curated record.